Molecule: messenger RNA, 4669 nt
Organism: Pungitius pungitius (ninespine stickleback)
Lineage: Eukaryota; Metazoa; Chordata; Actinopteri; Perciformes; Gasterosteidae
Product: collagen alpha-1(XVII) chain
Exons: 46
Coding region: 1-4167 (1388 amino acids)
Biological process (GO): extracellular matrix organization
Molecular function (GO): extracellular matrix structural constituent conferring tensile strength
Source: RefSeq, a predicted model, not a curated record
AUGGACAAUCUAUUCAGAGCCACGGCUGUGGGAGGUGUUGGAAGCAGCACAGGGUCUGGUGAGAGAACGGCAUCAGGAAGCUCCAGCAGCACCGUUCUGAUCACAUCCAGCAGCACCUCUGGGUCAGGAGGCCUGGACCUCUCGACUCUACGAGGCUCCUCUGCUGCGUCCUCCGGGGGGGGGAGACUAGGCCCUUCGGGGGGCUCUGAAGCAGGGUUUGGAGCCUCCGGAGGAGGAGGCUCCUCUAGCUUGUCCUCUGCGAGUAGUGGCACAGAAAGGAAGAGGGAAGGGGGUCUUGGUGGGGCGACAAAGACCAGCUAUGGUCCAGGAGGACACGGAGACUCCAAGAGAGGAUUGUGCUCCACUGUCCCUCACUCACCUCUGAAAGAGAGGAAGAGCAUGAGCACGGCCAUGGCCGCCGCUCACUCAGUUGUCUUUUAUGAGAGUUCAAGCCCAAACUCAUCUCCAGAGUACAGCAGGAAGGAGUACGGCCCUUCAAGUGCAACCUCAAGUAGUGCCACCAGAGGGAGAACUCAGAGCAGAGAGAGUGAGAUCAGAGCCAGGCUUCAGAGCGCUUCUCCACCAGCGCGCUGGACGGAGCUGGAUGACGUGAAACGUCUGCUGAGAGGAACCUGCUCCCCCAGCACCAGCCCCCCUCAGUCCCCUAACAACACGCUGCCCAUCCCCAAGAAGGCCAGUGUGGAAACUAGGACCAUGUCAGAGAGCGGCGGCGCAGAUCAGUAUGAUAGCAUUUGGUCCGGAGGUAUGAGCAGUAGCUACAGUUACAACACCAACCACAACAACCUGUCCUCUCUCACCGCCCUCCACCCGUCAGGAGUUCAGAACAACCUGACACCCGGCUUUCCCUCCAUGCACAGCGGCCCUUCUGCUAGUAGCUCAGUUCCUGUGUAUGGUGUCCAGAAUAACCUGGCCAGUACCGGUGGUAUGGUCCUCAGUCCAAGUGGAACCAACCCACAAAUAGUUUAUGGUGUGCAGAAGAAUGUUUCUGCCACUGGACUGAGCACCACUCCAGUGAGACCCAGCCGUCCCUUUAAUGACGACCCCGCAGGCAAAGACUUUAGGUUUGUGCUGACAGAGAAGGAGAACGUUCCCGUCAAAAAGGAGACAGAGCGCCUGGUGAUGACCAAAGACACAGGGAAGCAGUUCAUGUCUGCUCAACCUGCUCUGACUUCUGCCACCUACUCGGGGGACUCCCUGAAGAGAGAGAAACAGACCAGCAGAGUGGAGGGAGGAACGGAUGCUAAAUCUGCAACAUUGAAAGCUGCUACAAAAGACAAAGCCACCUAUGCAGAGAUCGGUAAAGACGAGUCCGGCUUUAGCUUCUGCUCCUGCUGCAGCUGGUGGAAGUGGCUGCUCGGCCUUGUGCUCAGCCUGCUGCUCCUCCUCGGCCUCCUCUUUGGACUCAUCGCUUUGGGUGAAGAGGUGAAACGGAACAAGAACCGCCUUGAUGCUCUUGAAGCCAUUACUGGCACUGCCUCAGCCAGGUCCAGCCGACUGUCGGCCACCUCAGCCGUCAACAUCAUCGACCCACUGGACGCUUCAUAUAUCAGCAGCAGUUCUUCCAGGUCCACCCUGACCCGGUCUGAAAACGGAAUAAACCUGGGGGCUGUUGAGCACGGCGGGGGCGGAGGGAGCGGACCAGAACAAGACAGCGCAACCCUGCAGAGAGCCGUUGAGCGGCUGGUCAAGGCCGAACUCCGCUCGGAUGCUGUAAGAGAAACACUUGCAUUCUCGCUUAAAGGAGAGAAAGGAGAUCCUGGACCUAAAGGUGAUCCGGGGCAGCUAGGACUAAAAGGUGAUAAUGGAUUUCCCGGCCAGCCAGGCCCCCCUGGGCAGAUGGGACAUCCAGGAUUGGAUGGACCAAGAGGACCAAAGGGAAGUGGAGGUGAAGCAGGUGCCGAGGGACCACCAGGACAGAGGGGGCGGGACGGGCCAAUGGGCCCCCGGGGAGAGGUUGGACCACAAGGCUUUGGAGUGAAAGGAGACAAAGGAUCUCAAGGCGAGGCAGGACGUCCGGGUCUUGCUGGUGCUGCUGGUCUUGUGGGGCCAAAAGGUCCAAUGGGAGAGCAGGGUUCCUCAGGAAGCCCCGGAGCUCCAGGUCCAAAGGGUUUCCCGGGUGAGGCAGGAGCACCAGGCCCUAAAGGUGAUCGAGGAACACCGGGGCUUACAGGAAACAAAGGAGAACAAGGAGAGAGGGGACCGCGUGGACCUGCAGGUGAACCUGGACAAACUGGACCACAGGGACCAGCUGGAGCAAAGGGUUCUAAUGGUAUUGCAGGGGACACAGGUUCGAUGGGACUUCCAGGAGUAAGGGGACAGCCGGGAAUUCCUGGAGAUGUUGGGCCACCAGGUCAACCAGGAUCCCCUGGUAAUGUCAUCGCUCCAAUUGGUUCCAAUACUGUCACAAUACCCGGACCCCCAGGGCCUGCUGGGCCUGCUGGGCCAGCUGGGCCUGCUGGACCUCCAGGUCCUGCUGGAACCCAUGGUCUGUCUGGUCCUGUUGGCCCCGCUGGUAUCCCAGGACAACCUGGACCUAAGGGAGAACAAGGAGAGAAAGGAAUAGGAAUUGGUUUACCUGGACCCAAAGGAGAGAAAGGAGAACCUGGCAGCUUUGUGCCAACCUCAGAAACCUUUUUUGCUGGACCCCCAGGACCCCCUGGACCGCAGGGUCCAGCAGGAGUCAAAGGACCACAGGGUUACCAAGGUGAACCAGGUCAACCGGGCCUUCCAGGGAGUCCAGGGGAACCAGGGGUUGGUGUCCCAGGUCAGCCAGGACCCAUGGGGCCUCAGGGCCCAACAGGCCCAGAGGGGCCACAAGGACCUCAAGGUUAUGGAGGACCCCCUGGUGCCCCAGGAGUCCCUGUGCUCAACAAUGGUGGUUCAUCCAGCCCUGGAGCCCCAGGCCCACCUGGACAACCUGGACCACCUGGACCACCUGGAUCACCCGGAAGAGACGGAAGUGGGUCUGGAUCAACUGACGUUGGCCAGUACAUAGCAGAUUACCUUCAGAGUGAUGGUAUCAGGCAGUACCUGGCUGGACCUCCUGGACCUGCUGGUCCUCCAGGAGCCCCAGGGACUGCAGUGGAUGACUUGGCCAACCAAGUUAUUGCCUACAUCCAGGGUUCAGGUAGAGGAUAUGAUGGGACGCCUGGUCCUCCCGGUCCUCCAGGUUCACCCGGCUCCAUCUCUGUUAAUGAUGUUAUCAACAUAUUACAACGAGAGGACGUAAAGAGAUACGUGGCUGGUACUCCUGGUCCACCAGGACCUCCUGGAGCUCCAGGCCCGGGCAGCUAUGGAUUUAACACCCAGGAGGUAGCUGAACGGGUCCUCGUCCUCAUGAAUGGAGUCUAUCAGGGGCCUCCUGGUUCCCCUGGUAUCCCUGGUCCACAAGGUCCACCUGGACCUGCAGGUCCAAUUGGCCCACCAGGAUUUGGGAACUACAUCAGUUCAGACAUUCGUGACUACCUGCAAAGGGUUGCCUUCAGAGACCAACCAGGCCACCCUGGUCCCCCUGGCUAUGGAGAAUAUCCCAACGGAGAGACACUGAAGGCAGAACCACAACAUUAUACCAAGAGACACAAGGGAGAGCCUGGUGUUGCUGGUCCCAGAGACUGGAACCAGGAUACUGAAGACUACACCCAGAUGGCUAUCAAAGUAACUGAUUACAUCAAAUCCCGCGGCCUCCUGCAGGACAUUGUGAGGGAAUACAGCAGUCGUGUGUUCCAAGGACCCCCAGGACCGCCUGGACCCACGGGGCCACCUGGAGACAGCCGGUGGUUUGGUUCCCAUGCAAACGCCACAGAUCUGCUGGAAUACAUCAGAUAUCACGGUCUGCUGCGUGACUCGGAUCGAGACCACAAUGAUCGCACCAUCCAAGGGCCGCCGGGACCACCUGGCCCCCCGGGUCGACCCGGAUACAGCCAGCUGUUUGGUUCCCAUUCAAACAUCACAGAUAUAGUGGAAUACAUUAAAACACAGGGAGCCAUUGUGGGGCAGCCUGGGAGACCAGGACACAAAGGAGACACAGGAUACCCAGGGCCCAAAGGAGAGAGAGGUGAACAAGGCCGUCCUGGGCUGCAAGGACUCAAGGGACAGAAAGGAGAAUCAUCUGUGAGGAACAGGAGGAGGCGAGAUGCUGCAGACUGACACAGUUCCUGACAUGGAGUCACUGAGACACAAGCUUGGAUUUCUAUAUUUCUGACUGCGCUGUGGUUCAUGAGUAAGAGCUGGUUCCACUCAUCUGGGGGGAGGAGUCUCUCUUAUGGUUUACGCCAGUCUGCGCUUUAUAAUUCUUUCUCUAUUUUUAAUUUUUUAUGAUUGUGCAUGAGACUAAAAUGUAGUACAGAGGAAACAUUUUUUAUUUACAGCACUAUGAACAUCAAUAUGACACAUCUACUCUAAGAAAACAGACAUUUAUUUUAAUAAACACAUCAUGAUUUUGAUAUGGAUAUCAUAGUUUUCAUUUAGAACGUCAUCCAUUGACCCUUUUUGUGUGUAGAAUCAAACUAACGGACAGAGCAGUACUGAAGGAGUGAACACGGUGCUUCCAUAGAAGGAGCUGCUGAGGAAGUUCUGCAGGAGCUGCAACAUUCUUCCGCUGGUUUAGUUGUUAAAUACCUUUUAGUAGCCAAUCAGAAAGAAAAGGAGA